AUGAGUCUUAAGGAAAAGUUGUAUAAGAGGAAGAACUGCAAUGAAGUUGUGUACGAGGCGUAUGGAAAAAUUGAUCAAAAUUUGAAGCCGUAUGAAAAGACAUUAAAUGCGAAAAAUGGCGUCGACGAAAAUUUGACGAAGAACCUCCCCUUCUUUAUGAACAAGGCUAUGCAAAAUGAGAAAAAAUACGACUUCCUGAUGAACGUGAACGAGCGAGACGAAGACGUCGAAUUCGUGGCGAAGGCGAUGAGCACUUAUUUAAAUGUGGGGGAGGCGAUCAGAGUGCGAAUGGCCCUCCUGUACAGCACGGAGCAGUUCACACUCUUCCGAAAUUAUUUGAUAGCCAUCAAGGAAAUACUAAAGGGGGUUCUCACCAUCAAAGUUACGCGGAAGGGGAAAAUAAAAAAAAAUAUUUUAACCUUUAACCCAGGACAUAUAUGCAUCAUGGCUAAUUGGUCCAGGAAAAUUCUACUGUAUGAUGAGAUUACCCAAAUUAAUAUUGGCAGUAGCUGUACCCCUGAAUUGAGGCUGUUUGAAAAAAAGUAUCAAGACACUUCCAACAGAGCGAACUAUGUUGUGCUGAGGACGCUCUACAGGGACUACAGUUUUUUGUUCAUAACGGAUGAGAAGAUUUUAAUGAGAGUUAAGAGUGAGUCUCCACUUAUAAAAUUAAAAAAUUUGCUAAAGAAUCCGAAUGCGCUUCUGCAAAAUGAUGAUUUGGGGUUAAAUAAUUCGCUUAUGAGGGAACUGAAAGAUAACACCAUUUCUACAACUGAGGAGAACUGCGAAGACAUGAGGAGGGAGCAACAUGAGGAGAACUACGAGGGGGCAAGAGGGAGCAGCAGCAAUCACUUGUUAGCAAAGAAUAAGCUGCAGGACAUGAAUCAUACGAGCCAAGGAUUUAAGUACUUUUUUUUGCAUGUACUUCGGAGCAUCAAAUCGAGGGGCGUCGAUAUGCACAAUGAGGAAAUCAAAGCGGUAAUUAAAAAAAAUAAUAUGAUUUUUUUUGAUAAGUACGAUUUUAAAAAUGGGAAAAUUAAUUGCUUUUUGCUUUUCUGUCAAAUACAGUUUGACAUUUGUGGCCCGGAAAUCUGGUUCACCUCCAAAUUUGACGAGAUACUCUUCACCCACAUGAAUUAG
This is a messenger RNA of Plasmodium vivax (malaria parasite P. vivax), 1140 nucleotides long. RefSeq lists its product as hypothetical. The transcript has 4 exons. The record is from RefSeq and is a predicted model, not a curated record. Bases 1 to 1140 code for a protein of 379 amino acids. Lineage: Eukaryota; Apicomplexa; Aconoidasida; Haemosporida; Plasmodiidae.